Alnus glutinosa is the source of this 1827-nucleotide messenger RNA. RefSeq names its product protein NUCLEAR FUSION DEFECTIVE 4-like. The transcript has 2 exons. The coding region runs from base 77 to 1690 and encodes 537 amino acids. Gene Ontology annotation, molecular function: transmembrane transporter activity. Gene Ontology annotation, biological process: transmembrane transport. Lineage: Eukaryota; Viridiplantae; Streptophyta; Magnoliopsida; Fagales; Betulaceae. Gene Ontology annotation, cellular component: membrane. The record is from RefSeq and is a predicted model, not a curated record.
GCCAUAUAUAUAAGUGGCUUAAACGCCAUGUUCCCAUAAAACAGGCAAAACCAAAUUAGGAGAAGAAAUUGCAGGAAUGGAGAGGCUGAGCAGCAAAUGGAUAGCCACGGUGGCGAGCAUAUGGAUCCAGUGUGGCUGCGGAGCAUACACCUUCAGCAUCUACUCCUCGGUGUUGAAAUCAAGCCAAGGCUACGACCAAUCGACGCUCGACACCGUAUCCGUCUUCAAGGACAUCGGCGGCAACGCCGGGGUCCUAGCUGGCGUCUUAUACUCCGCCGUAGCACUCGGUGACUGUAACAGUACUAGUAACUCCUCGAGUUUGGGUGGGCCAUGGGUUGUCCACUUGGCGGGGGCGAUCCAGAACUUCGUCGGGUACUUUCUGAUGUGGGCCUCCGUCGUUGGAUUGAUCCAGCGGCCUCCGGUGCCGUUGAUGUGUUUCUUCAUGUUCUUGGCCUCUCAUGCCCAGACAUUCUUUACCACAGCCAAUGUGGUUUCUGGUGUGAAGAACUUCCCUCACUGUGGUGGGACCGUUGUGGGAACCAUGAAGGGCUUUAUUGGCAUUGGUGGGGCAAUACUGAUCCAAGUGUAUGACACAUUCUGGAAGGGCAAGCCCAGCACCUUCCUUCUUAUGCUUGCUCUGUUGCCUACGUUCGUCUCCCUUGUGCUUAUGUUUUUGGUGAGAAUCUAUGAUAAAGCAAACACAAGUGAUGACAAGAAGCACUUGGAUGGUUUCACUGCAGUAGCUCUGAUCAUUGCUGGUUAUCUCAUGAUUAUAAUGAUUUUGCAAAACAUCUUCACUUUGCCAUUGUGGGCACGCAUUUUCACCCUUGUACUUCUUUUGCUUCUUCUUGCAUCACCUCUUGGAAUUGCAAUCAAAGCCCAGAGGGAGGACUCCAACCGAUUCCCCCAGACAUUACUAAUAGCAGCCAAGGAUUCUGCAGCAUAUCAUGAACUGCCUGGUGGUGAGGGUGAAGUUAAUGCUGCUUUCGAUGACACAAUUCCGCCUGAUGAAGAAAGCAUGAAUCUUUUUCAAGCCAUGCGCACCGUAAACUUCUGGUUGUUGUUUGCUGCCAUGGUAUGUGGAAUGGGCUCUGGGGUAGCUGUGAUAAAUAACUUGAGCCAAAUUGGGGAAUCAUUUAAUUACACUACUGUGGAGAUCAACAAUUUGGUCUCUCUAUGGUGUAUAUGGAAUUUUUUUGGCCGAAUUGGAGCUGGGUAUUUGUCAGAUUUCUUACUGCACACAAGAGGCUGCGCAAGACCAUUUUUGAUGGCUACUACUCUAGCAGCAAUGGCGGCUGGCCACCUUGUUAUCGCUUCUGGUUUUCCCGGAAUUUUAUAUGUGGGUUCGAUCCUUGUGGGCAUUUGCUAUGGUUCACAGUGGUCGCUGAUGCCGGCAAUCACGUCGGAGAUAUUUGGUGUCAGGCACAUGGGUACUAUUUUCAACGCCAUUGGCAUAGCCAGUCCUGUUGGGUCUUAUAUUUUCUCUGUGAGAGUUAUGGGGUAUAUUUAUGACAAGGAAGCAUCUGGGGAAGAUGACUCUUGCUAUGGUACUCGCUGCUUUAUGCUAUCUUUUCUGAUCAUGGCAUCUGUGGCUUUUUUGGGUUUCCUUGUUGCUGUUGCAUUGUUCCUUCGGACUAGGAGGUUCUAUCAGCUGGCUGUGCUUAGGAGGUUGAAGCAUUCUCUGAGGUGAUGACUGAUGAGAGGUAAAUCCAAGAAUUUUGUGUAAUUAUUUUCUUCUCUGUGACUAAGUUAAUUGUAUCUCUGCUUUCAAGAGAAGAGGAAAGUUCAAAGAAAAAAAGUUGUAAUCUAUCAUAUUAUUGAUGUAUA